UUAAAGUCAAUUAAGUCAGCUGUCACAAAAAAAAUUCAUGUUAGGACCAAAUAUUACGAUGAAAAAAAAUUUGUAUGUUUAAAGAGAACGGUAGAUAUUUUUUUAAAAAUGAAAAUAUAACUGAAAAUAUAGUACAAUUAUGAUAAUAGAAUUAAAAUAAGAACAGAAAUUUUCGGUUACAAUAUGUAUUAUAAAGAUAUUGUAGGAGUACAAUAAUUAUAUAUCCCAAUAAUUACUAUCACAAAUGUUCGAAGUCGAACUGUUAUACGGCCGAUAUUGGUCAGAGUGUAGUUUAUUGAUUAAAGAAAAUAUAUCUUAAAUUAGACGUGUGAUGAGUGAAAGAUGAGGUAUAACAAGCAGGAGCUGGUGGCCCUGGCCUCGCAGACGUCGCAGAACUUCGACCGCGAGGGUGUGCUAGUCAUGAGGGAGAGACAGGACGGAUUCUUCCGUAGAUCUGAAGGGUCAACAGUUCGGUGGUUUCGUCUUAGAGGCAAUCUACUCUUCUACUUAAAAGGCCCGGAACCCUGGUAUGAACCAAUGGGCGUGAUAAUUUUGGGCAAUCAUCAAGUAAAACUACAAUCGCAAGACGAAAACGGACAUUGGCCUUUUCAAAUCGUGUGGGACAGCGGAGUCAGUUACAGAAUGGCGACAUUUCUUGAGACCGAGCGCACUCUUUGGCUGAAAGCGAUACAGUUAGCUUCCUACGACAACAUGCACUCCAGAGUUCAAGAUUUGAAGGACCGACUCAACGCCAUUCGGCCAGUCAUCGACAUCACCAACUACAGGCUGCAGAAGGGGAUCUUUGUCGACAUGAACGAGGUACCGAUCUGUGAGUUGGCGCUGUCUUGCGACAACUUGCUCUGCGACGCUCACGGCAAGCCUCCCUCGCCCAUGGUAGUCAUCUAUGCGAAGAAUCCGAAGGGACCCUGCAUUGAAUACGGUUCUACUGAGGUGGUAGAGAUGUGUAGUAACCCGAGUUUUUCGAAAACUAUUCUGUUCCGGGCCAGCGACGGUCUGAACGGCGACACCAUGAUUCGGCUCGUGGUUUACGAUGUCAAGGAACCGGUAUCGGACACCACCGUGCCAAUGGGCUUCACCAGUAUGAAGCUGAGCAUGAUACAGGAAGCCCAGAGGCUGCGCGUGUCCCUUUGCACCAAAGAGGAGAAGACGAUCGGUUUCGUCACCUUGAACGGCUGGAGUCUGGAGCCGUCUUACACAGGCACCAGUCCAGUCCACAGCAACGACAGGAGCAUCGAGAUACCGCAAAAGGUACUCUGCCACCGCAGGUCUCAAUCCCUGCCGCCACGUCUCGGCUUGAAACUCAAGUUUCCCUCGUAUGGAUCGUUGAUCAAGCAGAAUUUCCUGAACAGCCACCAAGUGACGUACAGGUUCCAAUCGGGCCUCGGUGGCGACAUAACUGUCCACGAAAUCAUGACGGAACCGAAGAUUUGCUUCUCGAUGCCGGUCCAACUGUUGAACAUUUAUAUUGAACGCGAACGAGAGCUGCUAGAGGAAUUGCUCUCGGUCGGUGAGAUCUGUAGCCAGUGGCAGAACCGGCAGCUGGAGUUAGUCAGCAACCACGUCGGUCUGCUGAAGCACUACGGACACGCCAAGAAGUGUAUGGAGAGCAUUGACGACGUUUAUUUCAAGGCUAGCUGUCGCAAGGAUGACGCUAGUUUAGAGUUCGCGCCGGUUAACUUGCACUUGCAACGUAUGUGGGUGCACAAUGACACGUUGAACAAAACCGGCUUCCAUGACAUUGUAACUGCCGGAGCUUUUGCCGCUCACACUCAUAAGACAGAGCGAUCUGGAGGAUUGAUCAGGCUGGUCCAACACGUCAAAGACAUUAAUAGCAGCAAAGCCGAGCUGCAAUCUAUUACCAAUAAGAUACAAGUCGAAUAUGACAACGUGGUGGCUCUGCGGCGUCUGAGAGACGAACUGUCCGGCGACAUGGACAGGAUCAUUAUGCUGCUUCAGGCAAAGCAGAUCGAAGAAGUUCAAGCCAUAUUGGACGGCAUUAAGAACAAGGCGAAGAGCAUUCUCGCAUUGUGGGACCCGACAGCCGUGGAGGAGACGCUGUCUUACAUCGGGUGGCCGAAAGAUUAUGGUUACGACGAGUCCGAUGGGCAGACAAUGUCCACGAUCCUACGUCUGACGGAACAGAUGAACCUGUUCGAAGCCGUCAAUUCGGACUGCGAAACCCUGGACGUUUCGUCUAGCUCCAGCUCGAAGGAGGCCUCGCCCACUGAAGACGACCCGUCGACAUGUACCAGCGAACCGAGCAUGAGUUGCGACAAAAAGAAUCCAAUAUCCGAAGAAAUCGAAGAAGAACUGCAGUUCCACAACGAUUACUUCAAGACCGAGAGAGAAGAACGGAUCAGUCUAAAUAAUUCGUUCCGUUCAGUUCGUUCAGCGAAAACGACCGAACCGAGUCAUUCGCUCGAUUCGACUAAGACGAGGCACGGUAGCCUCAGAUAUGACUUUAAGAGUUCCGCCUCGCUGGAGCAGGUCUCUUAUCGAUGCCUCGUUAAUAACAACAAAGUCGAUAAGAGGAAGACGCCUCAAGGUAUAUCGGACGCACUGGACGACGUCAGUCCUCUGGAUCAGACGACCAGAGACAACAACUUUGCGUACUUGAAGGCCGUCGGAACAGCAAUCGAGGAAGCGUUGGCUUCGCUGAUUCGGUUCGUUGUCGAAAUAAUCCGAACUGAGAAUGGAGACCACACCGAAGAGCAGAUGGAUGUUAUCAGAGCUCAGGCUGAAUUGCUGAAGAAGAACGUGGACGGCGCUGCGCGUUGGCUGCGCGUGUCUCACGCCGCCCUGCGUCUCCGCUGCGAAGCUCCGCUGUGGGCGCGCGAGAAUGCCGUCCUCCAAACCAGGAGGGACACUUGUUUCUCUCAAGCCUUGACGACUGUCACGUCAGGGUUGCUCUGCUGGUUAUGCUCUGUACCCAGCGAUGUGGUAGUCAAGCUGUUGUCUUCCGGGCUGGGCCCCCUCUGUGGAUUCGAAGGUCUCCUCAGUUUGUAUUCGAAUGAGAAGGCAAUGUGGGGCGACAUGGUCGUGGCCGUUGAAGAUCUUCAGACGGUCGUCUUUCAACUGUGUAAAGUCGGGCACGGUAAUCCAUCGGUACCUCAAGUGACUGGCGCCAGAGGUGCAUUGGUGGUUAAAUUACCAGUGUCGGAAUCAUUGUACUCGAAGUUUGACGUGAAGGAGCAUCUUUCGUUCACAAUAACGGCGGUGUUCUUCAACAUCGGCAUUAACGAGAAGGCGUCGCUGGCCGAAGCCCUCGGCGAAACGAUUCCGCAGUACCACUCGAACAGCGAUAACUUGGACCGCCUCAACAAGUACUACCACAAGUUCUGCAAGGUCUUCCCGCAGGAUCUGGUCGCCAUCACCAGAGGAGUGAUGACAUUCAGGAAACCGUCUUCAAGGUCGAAGCCGUUGGAGGAGGUAAUGGAGAACCUUAGGAUCUCGGUGCACAAAAAAGUGCCAAGGAACUACGAGGUGAUACAGCUGGCUUCGAUGGCCGUAAGGCAGAUGAACGGCGUAAGGUUCACGUCCUGUAAAAGCGCCAAGGAUAGGACCGGAAUGUCUGUGACCCUAGAACAGUGUUCGAUAUUGGCCUCGGAGUAUCAUCUCGCCGAGAACGAAGUGAAGAAGGCCCUUGAUAUUAUGAGAAGCGAGGGCUGUCGCCGUGCUAACACCCAAAAGAACAUCGGUGUUAGAAAAUACGCCUUCACUAAGAAGCAAGUGAUGACCCUGCCGGGCGAUUACCGUCCGCCCGCCGGAACAUAUGGCAUCACCCAAACAUAAACCCGCCACGAUUAAAUUCAAAUAUAAACAGAAAAAAAAAAUUGGCAAAGAGUAAGUACGGAAUGCAAAAGAAAAAAAAUUAUAAUAAAAACGGUUUGCUAUCAUUGGUGACGGAACGAUCUUUGUUUGUAAAAAGUAUAAUAAAUUUCAUUCCUUUUAUAUAAUAGUUUGGUUUAACAUAACAUAAACUUACUUGAUCAAAACUAAAACUACUAUAUAACAAAUUCAAAAUGAGUAUAACAGGUCUGGUCGCAAGUUGAUUCAUUAUACGAUUUACAUAAAAAAAGUACAAUUUGGUUCGUCAUAAUUAUAUUAAAAUAUUUUUUUUAUUAUAUAUUAAAAAUGAAAAAAAAACAAUUCAGUUGUCAAAUAACAUGAAAAUACGAUAUAAGUUGAUAAUAUUUGUUCGAUAUUAUAUAUUAUUUUUAGUAACUAUGGGGACAUUUCAACAUUGCGGGAAUUAAUUCUUUAAAAUUGUCAUUUAAAUCAUUUUAAAUAUCAUUUUUUUAAUUAUUCGAAUAACUUACGAGUACAUAUAUUAUGUAGAAAAUAAUCUAUGAUUAUUGUUAUUUGUUUAUAUAAAAGCCACGACUUUGCUUUGAAAAUUCUCCGUAUAUAUGUAUUUCUGUUGUAUAUAGUAUCCGUUGGGUGAGCACGCGGGCAGCGCCUCUAGCGGAUUCACUUCAGACUAAUCUAGAAUAAUCUAGAGUAGAGUAUAAAGAUAAUCUGAAGAUCUUUUGUUAGUAAACUUUAAAUUGCUUGGGUUUGUGGCUAUUGAACUUAAAAAAACAAUGCGUGCCAAAUUUCGCAUAGUUUUGACGGUUAUACAUAUGUAGUUGCAAUAAACUUUACAGCUAUCACACCCUAUUGUUCUAUAAUAAUCUCAAACUUUAGGUCUACAAAAUUUUUAGUAAGGUUUGAGUAGUUGGUUGAUGUGCACCCAAACGAUAAAAUUAUAAUUAAUUUACUCUAAAAUGAGAUUCUCAAUAAAUAAAUAGUAUAUAUAAUUAAUAUAAUAUUAAUUUGAUUUAGUAUUAUAAUAAUUUAUUGGAACCUUCCAUUGGAAUUUUAUAUGAAUGUACACUCACAUAUGAUGAAUUUGUUUUGUUGAGGCCUCAAACUUAAGCCCAAUUAGACAUUAAACUACUUAAAUAGAGCAGCUAUUGUUUUCAAUAUUAAUCUGGACAUAUCUUGGCUAUUCAUCAGAUACUACUUAUCAUAAUAUAUUUUUACAAUUUAUGUUACAGUUUUUCUGUUAUUUAUAGUAAGUUUUGUUUAAGACUUAUUUUUUCUCAAGAAAUUAUGAAAUUUAACAUUUUCUUUACCUUUUUAUAUUUAUUUUGUAUGGUACCUUAGAAUAUUAUGUUAUGAAGUCUGUUAAUUAAAAAAAAGUAUUUUAGAUGGAAAACUGUUCGGUUUAUAACAAAAUUAUCACCCUAUUUACUAAAUAUUUAGGUUUGCCUACUUUUGCCGCUAGGGGCGCUGUUCCAAUUGCAUACAAAUUUCAGUUAACUUUUACGCUAUCGAGAACGUUAAAAAACUCUCACUAAGCACACAAUACCAUUUUAUUCUCAGCUAGGACGCCGGAGCUCAAACAGUUAAUAUAAUAUUUACAUAUAACACCAAACUAGCGCAAUUUGUAAUAACAUGUAUUAUCAACUUUUAUCUAUUAAGUGCUCGCAUCAAUAAAUAUUAACCACAUUAAUAUAUUAUAAGUAUAUACUAUAAUAGUCAAUAUUACAAACGUAUUCUUCCAGCACAUUUGCCAAAAAUAUACACGAUAAAGUAAUCAAAAGUAUUAAUUCAACGAAAAAUAACUUCCCUUACUAAAAAUUAUAGAAUGAUGUAGAUAUAAUUCUAAAAAAAAACAAAAAAAAUCAAACUUCUUUAUACAUUGUUUCUUGUUUUAAAAAAUUUUACUUUUAAAUUGUCUAGAAAAUUAUUUGUAAAUGACAAUGUUCGUUUUUUUUUUCGUCUAAAUUAACAAUCAUUUUUAAUUAAUUUUUCACCUCAGCAGCUCAAACAUGCCGCUUUUGCUGCGAGACAACAGUGAACAAAACAAGAUUUUGAUUCGUCAAAAUAGCUUUUUAAUUUUUCAAUCUUCAGUGCCACAAAUUGACAUUGUUCAGCCAUAAAUUUGAAACAUUCGAAUUUUACUGUGCUCUGUCUCUUUCAAAUGCAUAUAAAAAAGCGAGUGAAAAAAACAAACCCCUUCGAAAUUCGAUUUUGGAAUUCGACUUCAAAGAAAACACGUUCGGAAACGUAUAAUAACCUACAAUUUUAAAGAUAUUUUUAAUAAAGAAAUCAUAUUAAAUAAUAAACGUUAUUUCAAUCUAUUGCUGUUCAUUUCUCUGUCUCUUAAAUAGUAUGUGUUCUCACUGCUGAGGUGAAAAGUUAUGUGUGCAACAGGAGAGCAAAGUAUUUUGCAUCUCGUGCUGUUGAGUCCCUCACUACGCUCGUGAAUCAAUCAUAGAAUCCUUCGCUUGCUCGGAACUCAAAAUCAGCACUCGAAACAAAAAAAAUAACUUUGCUCUCCUAUUGUUGCACAAAUAACUAUUGUGUUAUUACUGUUAUAAGAAUCUCCAUUCAUGUUGAAAUCCAGUGUGAUUUAUCAAUCGCUACGGGAGUGCCAAAUUAAUUCGUUUCAAAUUUUCGUUACAUGACAUCGAUUGAAAUGUGGUUUAUGCAUAUGAAUCUGUAAUAUUAUUGUGACGUGUUUGGUACGUUGAAUUUUUAGAGAAUAUUUCACAAAAUUUCUGAAUAUUUCACACCACUGGUCAGUUGUCUCUUGUUGAUUAAUUAAUUAUAAUGUAAAUUUUCAUGUAAAAAAUGUUCCUAAGAAUACUAAAAUAUUCAGCGAAUAUAAAAAUUAACAUGGUCUGACUAGAUUGUCGUGCCCCAAUCUAAAUUGAAAAUGCAUUGUGAUGAUGUAAAGAUAGAUUUUAAUAAACUUAGAGUAUUCGAUUUAAUGUGCUAAAAACUUGUUAUUGUGUCAAAAUAUCUAUUGUUGUGUGAAAUUUCAUCAACAGAAUUAAUUACAUAAAUUACUUAGAUCGUUUUCCCCAAAUUUAGGAUAAUGCAACGCACAUUUUUUAUACACGCGACUGUACGGAAAUGCGUGCGAGCACGCACGUUGUGGAGCGUACAAAUAAGGUAUGCGAAUUUGCGCGUUAGACAGUUAACAAUACGGUCUUUAUUCGUAUAAAUGGACAUUGACUAUGUUAACGGAAAAAGUUAGUACGAAUCCCAUAUUAGUAGUAUCACGGAAACACAUCAAUGUUUUAGUAUUAUAUAUAUUGUAAUUCCGUCUAAUAAUUGAAUCUGUCGUUUUUGUUUUAAAAAAUAUAUAGAAUUUUAUUUACAUUAAUUUCAAAGUAAAUUUAUGUUAUAAUUCAACGGAAGGACGACUGGAAGAGUUUUGUACUAAUAAAAUUACUUAAAAAAAAUUAAUGAAUUUUCUCGAAAUGAGGGUAGAAGUACGAUUCGUAUGUAUUAGUAAUAUAUAAUAUAUAUAUAUUUUAGUAAACUUAGUGUUGUAUCCGUCAAAUGUGAAUUAUAAAUUAACCGAAGGAAACUUCUUGUUGAACUAGAAAGAUGUUUUAUAGUUUUUGAAUUUCAUAGAAGUGUUUUUAACAAAUUUGUAACUUAAGCUGUUAUUGUUAUCUUGUUAGUUCAUCGUAAAUUUUAAGCAAAACUUAGUCAAUUACAAAAACAGAACUACCUGUAAUAGCAUGCCUCUCUGUAAAGUAGCAAAUAGUUGGCAUCCAUUAAAACACUAUAAUAUAAUUUACAUUUGGACGGAGUUUAUAUUAUCAAUGUUGUAAUAUGUAAGUCGGUAGUAUUAUAGUACUCGUAGUUGUUAUAAAAAAUGUACUUAAUUUAGCUUCGUCAUUCGAAAAGUAUUAGUUUAUUGUUUGAAAUUAAAUUUUCUCAUAUUAUAUUAAAUUAUAAUUUUUUUUAUACAUGGCAUAAAAUAAAUUUCUUUUAAAGUAUUUUACUAUGGCCUGGUAACAUAAUUAUUGAUGUUAGUCGAAUCCGGAUAUGCUAUUACGAAUCUAUAAAAAUAUCGAAUUAUUUGAACGAAUGUUAUUUAGUUAUUGUUUUUUUUUUCGAUCAGUCAGCGGUGAAACGAUUUUUUUUAGUCGGUUUCGAUAAUUCCUUGGCGUCUGUAUCGAUAAUAUUUACGUAAUAAUAUUAUGUUAUAAGAAUCGAUUGUUGGACUUUUCGAUGUUUUGGAUAGCAAAUCUUUGAGACAUCGGUUCUAGAGGUUGGCUCAUAUCGAACUAAUAAAAAAAAAUCUAUUAAAUAAAAACAUAAUGAAAUCUGCGCUGCUCUCCUGUAUUCGGAUGUCGGACGUCAGAUACAAUUGGACCAACGUCGAGAAUGAUGUGAACGGGUAACGUCUUGGUUUUUAUUAUUCAACGUUAUCUAGCAUUAGGUAUUCGUAAUCCCUCGUGGAGUUUUCUGGGCACGUUUUUAGUGAAACGGUUUGUAGGUUUCCUGCGUGUCGUUUCUUUCAUGUAACGCUGGAUUCACAUUUGUAGGAAUUGAGAUUGCGUUGGCCAUUACGUAAGAUCUAAUGUCUUAUGUGCAGAAGAAUAUUUCGCGAGCCGCUUCAAGAAAAUUCGUUGUUGGUUUUGGAACGAAGUUCCUUAUGGGACAAUGCGGAGGGGUACCCUAAUGGGGAAAAACGUCCGUAACGUAAGAUUUUUAUUAGUAAUGCACACAGUGUACGACUUAACUUUGUAAUAACGUACAAAAAAUAACAUAUUUUUUUAUCAUUCAUUGACCACGAUCUCAGAGCGUUCGUUCGCGCAAUACACUAACUCUUAUGCAAACAACCGUGAAUGAAGUGUACCACAAUAAGUUCGCACGCUACCGAAUGACCGUGGGUUGUUGCGAAAUCUCAAGUUUUAUUUUCUUUAUACCUCGAAUAGAACUUAAAAUUAAUAUUUUUGGCAUAAGGAACUUCGUUCCUAUCCGGUGUCCCGCGACACCACACACCUUUUCUAUUGUAGAUCGGUGUUAUGUAAAAAUUGUCGCACUCUCCUUACCGGAUCAUACGAUUGCAUCGCGACAGAAACACAAUAGCACAAGUGAAAUCCAAAUCGUGAUUGUAGAAAUCAUUAUAUUCCGGCGAUUAGCUUCUGUACCGUGAACGCCAUGUGAUCUCCUGUUAUCUUCGCAGCUUUUUUGCUGUGAAAACGGUUUUAUCAAAUCUCCGCCUCUAAUCGCGAUUCAACAUAGUAAUGAACGUUUGCCGGUAUAAUUGUUGGCACUUCAGUUGUUUUUGUUUUAGUACGAUCAAUCUAUGAUAGAUGGCGGGUAGGCUAAUGACGGUAGUUACGAUUUCGACCAGGACCUUCAUCAGUACAAUAUUAUAUUUUUAUGCGUUACUCUCUUCCCAAACCUUGAGUUUAAACAAAUGCCCUAGGAAAAUAGGCCUUGUGGUUCGCGUGUUAGUUGCGAAAUCAGAAUGACUUGUGAUUUUGUGUACACAUUAUCUGGCCUACGCAAGCUGCUACUAUAAAUGUGGGUUCAUAUUAAGCAUCAACGAUUGGCACCAGGGAAAUAAUGUUCCAACUGAAAAACAAAAAAUUUUGAGUACCGUUGACUUGGUGGUGAAGUGUGAUGGCUUUAUUUUUUUUAGAAACAUAAUACUGAUCUUCCACAGUGGGAUGUGUCUGUUUAACCAUUAGUCCGGAUCGAACCGAUAUCUGCUAUAACCAAUAGAAGUUGUUCCUUGUUUAGUUUUAUUAUUAUAAAUAUGGUAUAAAAUAAUGAACCUUUCUUCACAUUCCAACGAAGUUCUUAAGAUAUAUAUACCGUUAUCAGAAUGUUGCCAGUGUAAACAUGUACCAUAUUUACAAUGUUCGUAGAUUUCAAUUUUUAAAAAAAUGUAUUUUUUAACGAAAUAACUGCGUUUUUGCAGUAAUGAAAAAAAAGUUAUCCUUAGUUACUUGUUUAAAAAAAUAUUUUAUUAUAAUUAACAUAGAGUUGAAGUUAUCAAAUUGAUUUUAGUCGGUUAGGAAUUUUCGUUGAAAUUAUUGUUUCAAUUAAUGGUGCCAUUUAAUGUUGAUAGCACUGUAGAUUGUCUUUAUGUAAUUCUAAGGGAAUUUUUCACACUUUAAAACCUUAUCUACUUAGUAAGUUUGAACAAGGAUUUUUAUCAAUCGUACUUAUGUUCAUUUUCUUCUUCCGCCUAUUACGGAACAUUUUUCUUAGUAACAUAUUAUGAUUAUUCAUUUUAAUAUCCAUUCAUACGUUCAUUAAUAAAUAUUAAAAUUUUGUUCAGAUAUUUAAACUUGCAAUCAGUAAUAUCAUCUUUUUUUGACGUCCCCUCUUAUCCAUCUGCCUUUAUAAGGUUUUGUUUUUCAUGGUUUUUUUUUGAAGUGAAACUUCUUUAGGCGCAUGGGGGUAAAUGUUUAUAGAACGUCACGCAGGUAUGCAACGGAAGUGACAUCAAACUACUAUUGAAAUUAAGUACUUGUCAAAUGUCAGUAGUAGUAGUUGUUGUAUUUUUCCAACUGGAAAGGCAAAUGUAUCAUACCAUACAGCCUAAUAUUUUAUAAUUUUUUUGUGAAAAAUGUUAAUAGUAAUUGAAAUGAAAUGAAAAGAAUUUGGAACAUUAAUUAAAUAGCAUGAAAUUAAAUAAGUCAAUUCAAUUGGCAAAAUAUUAGUCAUUUACAAUUUAGAAAUCUAAACAUAAUGUGACUGUCAACACUGAGGUUUGAGAUUGACAUUUGACAGUCUUUUGGCGGGAACAUAUCUUCCUUUUCCCUUCCUCUAAGUCUCGGAAAUCUAAAGUUUUAGAUUUGUAUAAAUAUAAGCAAGACUUAUAAAAUUAGUUCGCCAAAAAAGUUUCACUUCUGACAUGUGUACUUUGUACGCACGCACUUUUUUUUUCAUUAAACGAUACCAUUUUAAUUUAACCCUUUGACUGCCAUAGAAGUCAUCAUUGCCCUACGUUGCGCAUUGAAGUAAUUAUGUCGAUUUCUGUUACUAAGGCGCCGGAAUAUCUAGUAGACUCUGGGAAAGACGAAUCCGAAGAAACUGAGAAUGAAUCUAUUUCUAAGAAAUCUAAAAGACUAAAAUAUAUAUAAAAAAAGAUGUGUGGUGUCGUGGGACACCGGAUAGGAACGAAGUUCCAUAUAAAAAAAAAAAGAAUUACGAGAAAAAAAUCGCGCGGUGAAAUAUCGCUGUGCGGAAAACAAGGCCUUAUUCCACAGACUUUUUCUUACGGUUUUUACUAUCACAUUUUUUCAGUUCGGUCGCGCAGCAAAAUCCCUAACUCAUCCAAGCCUGCCGUAAGGAACUUCAUUCCAAAAACAAAAGAAGGCAAAGUUAGGCAAUCCAGACGCUUAGUAACAGAAAUCGACAUAAUUACUUCAGUGCGCCGCGUAAGGCACCGGUGACCUACAUCGCAGUCAUUUAUCGUAGUAAAUAGCUUCCAAGUUCAUUGUUUAUCAACGAAUUAAAAACAAAUGUCUUUUUGUGGACAGAUUUCGUAUUUUAGUAGUUGCACGGUCGAUGAUCUUACUAUAAACGUAAUCUUUAAAUUGAACAUGAACGAUGAUACGUCUUGCAGUUUUUGUUUUGCCUUGUAUGUCCUGUCCGUUGUUAUUCUAAGCUAGAUAUUAUGUAGAUUUAUCGAAUUCUAGUUCAUUUCCACAUGACCCCACUCGUUAAUUAAACACCUACAGCCGUCAUUUUGAUUACUGUUCAUUUUAUAAACCAAACGAUCUUUUUUGCAGCUUAAUACGGAUGCCAAGUUAUACGUGCCAUUAAUAUGAGACCGUCAGCGCAAAAGUGCCCUAAGCUUACCAUAGACAAAGAAAUAAUAAUGUUUACAAAGCCAUCUGUUAUCUAUGAGUGAAACUAUGGAUAGGCCGGUUUCGCAUCAAAAUUUAUUAUAUAUUAAGUAAAUUGCAAUAUUGCAAUAAGCAUGAAAAAUAGUGGGUUAGGCCACUUUUACGCUGACGGCCUCAUAUCUGUGUUCCUCUCGCAAUUGGCACUUAUUUACUGUAAUUCUCGAAGUUAUUCAUGAAUCGUAGCCGUGCAUCGUUUCAUCUUAGACUUAGUCUGUAUUUGUAAGGUUUACAUACAUACAUAGGUCAUACGAGUAAGUUCCGAAUGACUGGGAAAAAAAAAACAAAAAAAAUUCUAAACCCUCUUUAUAGAAGUGACUUAUUUUAGUUUCCAACGAUUUUUGUGGUGUUAAAAUUUAGUCUCGCUCUUACUUCACUCUAACGAUAAAUGAUUUCGGAAUUUCAAUGCUCUAGGAACCAUAAAUAUUUUUGGUAAAUAGGUUAAUAUAGAUUUAGUGACUAUAAGAUGUUAUAGGGUGUGUAGUGGCCAUGUUGAAACUUGAUUUCUAUAGAAUUAAAAGUAAUAAAUAUUUCACAAGAGUCUGAUUGAUUGAACAAAAUAAUUCUAAACACAAUAUUAUAUGUCUUUAUAAGAUUUAAAUUAUUGUCAAAUAAAAACAAUCUUCCACUUUGACUAUAAUUAGGCCUAUGUUCCUAGUGCUACUAUCAAUCAGUAACUGUAUUCAUCUAUAAUCUGCUCUGAACUGUGUCCUCUCUCAUGUGCCUUAAAGUAGUAAAAUAUAAGAACAAUUUUUGCGUGUACUUAAUAUUUUCCUUCUAAAUCGAUAGAGUGAAGUAUUUAAAGGACUGUCUUCAACGAAAUCACGUAUAAAUUUCUGCAGUCCUAGUGAAAGAAAUCGUUUUUAAUUGAUUAGGCUGUGAAUCACCACGUAAUCAUUGUCAAAAUUUUACCUUUACUUUUAAUAAAUUUCCGUAUGUUGCUUUUGUCA
This is a messenger RNA of Bombyx mori (domestic silkworm), 12631 nucleotides long. RefSeq names its product inositol polyphosphate-4-phosphatase type I A. The record is from RefSeq and is a predicted model, not a curated record. Gene Ontology annotation, cellular component: cytoplasm. Lineage: Eukaryota; Metazoa; Arthropoda; Insecta; Lepidoptera; Bombycidae. The coding region runs from base 343 to 3813 and encodes 1156 amino acids. The transcript is spliced from 19 exons. Gene Ontology annotation, molecular function: phosphatidylinositol-3,4-bisphosphate 4-phosphatase activity.